Molecule: messenger RNA, 997 nt
Organism: Panthera uncia (snow leopard)
Lineage: Eukaryota; Metazoa; Chordata; Mammalia; Carnivora; Felidae
Gene: KLK12
Product: kallikrein related peptidase 12
Exons: 6
Coding region: 1-795 (264 amino acids)
Biological process (GO): proteolysis
Molecular function (GO): serine-type endopeptidase activity
Source: RefSeq, a predicted model, not a curated record
AUGGAGGCCCCAGCAAGCAGCGGGACAAGGACCUGGAGGUGGCUCACCCUGGGCUCCAGCAUCCUGUUGCUCCUGUGUGUUUCUGGGCUCAGCCAACCGGCCACGGAGAAGAUUAUUAAAGGCAAGGAGUGUGCCCGUCACUCACAGCCUUGGCAAGUAGGGCUGUUUGAGGGUACCAGUCUGCGUUGUGGGGGGGUCCUCACUGGCCGCAGAUGGGUCCUCACAGCUGCUCACUGCAGUGGCAGCAGGUACUGGGUGCGCCUGGGGGAGCACAGUCUUAGCCGUCUGGACUGGACGGAGCAGAUCCGACGCAGCGGCUUCUCCGUGACCCACCCCGGCUACCAGAGAGCCAGGCACAGCCAUGACAAUGACCUCCGGCUCCUGCGACUGGGCACACCCGUCCGCUUGACCCGCAGCGUCCAGCUCCUGCCCCUGCCCACCACCUGUGCAGCAGCUGGCACCAAGUGCCACAUCUCAGGCUGGGGCAUCACCAAUCAGCCAGGGAAACCAUUCCCGGACCUGCUCCAAUGCCUCAAUGUCUCCAUCGUUUCCAGUGCUGCCUGCCAGGCUCUGUUCCCCGGGAAAAUCACGGACAACAUGGUGUGUGCCAGCGGCGCUGAUGGGGCGGAUGCCUGCCAGGGUGACUCUGGAGGACCCCUGGUGUGUGGAGGAGUCCUUCAAGGUCUGGUGUCCUGGGGAACUGUGGAGCCUUGUGGGCAAAAAGGCAUCCCAGGAGUCUACACCAACAUUUGCAAAUAUGUGGACUGGAUCCGGAUGGUCAUGAGGAACAACUAGCCUGCUCCCUCCACCUCCACCCCUCAGGUUGGGUGGUACACUGAGUGAGCCUCAGAGCACCAACACCGCCCCCCGUUAUCACUCUGGCUCCCAUCCUUCUUGCUCUGGGGAUUUUCUUCCCAGAACUCCAACUCCAGCCAGCCCUUUUAAGACCCAUGGUUGGGGGAGAAAGGAAUGAGUGACUACCUGGAAUAAAUAUAAC